Molecule: messenger RNA, 435 nt
Organism: Gregarina niphandrodes
Lineage: Eukaryota; Apicomplexa; Conoidasida; Eugregarinorida; Gregarinidae
Product: putative transmembrane protein
Exons: 2
Coding region: 1-435 (144 amino acids)
Source: RefSeq, a predicted model, not a curated record
AUGAACGAUACGGCGGUGUUCGCGAGGACUGCGCUUGGGAUAGCUUUGAUACUUGACAUUGUGGGGGUGUACGUGCUGGUGACGACGUGGAAUGACUACUGCGACAAGCCUUUACGGUGGUAUGUGGUGGGGUCGGUGUUUCUGAGUUCCCCUGUUACCGCGGUUUGCGGGUUUUUGCCAUGGUCGAGCAAAAGCUACCUGGUGGUGGAGACGGUGUGCACGGUGGCGUAUGGCGUGUUGGUGGUCAUGGGAACGACGUUGACGAACACUACAUUGUUCUGCCAGAACACGGCACCUGUGCUGUGGUGGUGGUGCUUUGUGAAUAAUGCGAUUGCUUGGAGCAUCAUAAUGGGCUACUUGAGUCUAACAGUGCUCCUGACUGUUCUGACUGCAGUCAUUGCGAACAAGCAGAAGCCAUCCACGUUGGCCACCUAA